AAGCGACGGAGAGCUUAUGAGAGACCCGGGUCGUUUUUAAUCUUGUUAGCCAGUGAGGCUACCCAGCUAGUUUGGAAGCUAAUUUGAACGUUAGCCACAUUAAUGCUAAUUUUGGCACUCAGCAUAACCAGCACAACGAGACGUGUGAUAUAACUUACAGCUACAACUAGCGAGCAGGGGUACACAAGUAUUGUGUCAGGCUGCCAGGGAAGGAAAAUGUGAAAAUGGCAGAGCUAACAACACUAGAGAGCCUGCUGGAGAUGGGCUUUGAAAGAAACAGAGCGGAGAAGGCCGUGGCCAACACAGGGAACCAGGGCAUAGAACAAGCCAUGGACUGGUUAAUGGAACAUGAGAAUGACCCAGAUAUUGAUGAGCCUUACGUGCCGCCUGUGGGGAACGUCCUGGGAGGAGAAGCAGACAGCCAGCCUACCGCAGAACAACCAACACUAGCAGACACCGCUGAAGGGACAGCGGGUGGAGACAGCAGCAGUGCAAAGAGGCCAAUGACAGAGGAGGAGAGACUUGAGCAAGUUAGAAGGCUAGAGGAGCUGAUGCGGGUGAAGCAGGCGGAGAGAAGAGAGCGAGAGCGGGAAGAAGAGUUGGAGCGGGAGAAGCAGCGGAGGAGACAGGGCCAAGAGCUGCAGCAGAUUCGCCAAAAGUUACAGGACGAUGACAUGAAAAAACUUGCGGAGCAGCGCAGGAGAGAGAAGAUGGAGGACAAACUGGCGAGGCAAAGGGUUAAAGAUAAGAUAGCACGAGACAGGGAGGAGAGAGCACAAAAGUUUGGAGGCGGUGGGCCGCCAAGCACGGCCGCAUCGUCCCAACCUGCCCAGCCCAGCCCCUCGUCACCCACCAGCCACGGCCCUCCACCCACUAAGAAGGAGUAUGAUGAGUCCAGGAUACAGGUACGUCUGCUGGACGGCUCGACCAUCACGGCAGUCUUCAAGGCUCAGGAGCCGCUGGCGGCAGUGCGUGUCUACGUGCAGAUGAACAGCAACACACCUGAGGGUCAGGAAGUCGCGCUGCUGUCGCCCUACCCACGUCAUGAAUACACAGAACUGGACAUGGAGAAGCCCCUCAAAGAACUAGGUUUGGUGCCUUCAGCUGUGCUGGUUGUUACCAAAAAGUGAGAUCAAGAUUGGAUCUGCUCUGUGAGCCUACCUCACCACUUCCACUGGAUCAACACGAGACCUGAAUGAUCCGAGAAGAGCCCCCACCUUUUUAGUAUCACUCAAUAAGCCAGCUAACUUAACUAAAGCAGAGAGAUGCAGUUUGAGACUGUCUUCACAUUGUGUAUAGCUACUUUUAGGUUUUGGAGAUGUGAAAAUGAAAAAAACAAACAGUAUGGUUAACUCACUGAAUGAGAUGCCUUAUUUCAUCCUGGCCUUGAUUGAUUACAUUUGAUAUAGUUUGGUUUGUGUGCAGUGAGAUGGAUAUUGACUUUUACUUAUUCAAGAACAAAUUGAAGAUAGCUGGCUUCUGAUGGGAUACUGCUUCAUGGUCUUUAGAACACAAUUAUAAAAAACGAAAGAAAACAAUUCUUCCAUUUUAACGUGAUCCUUGCAAAGUACCACACAAGACCUACUCAAUUGGUUCUGAAAGGGCCUUUCAUUUAAUCCGCACGAUCUUCCUGAUUUUGUGACAUUCUACUUUGCUAGUUUUUUUUAUAAGUUAAAAUAUAUUGACUGUUAUGUUUGCAUAAUCACCAAGAAUCUACUUAAAAUAAAGCUGACUCAUAUGUAAAAA
Molecule: messenger RNA, 1746 nt
Organism: Micropterus dolomieu (smallmouth bass)
Lineage: Eukaryota; Metazoa; Chordata; Actinopteri; Centrarchiformes; Centrarchidae
Gene: ubxn1
Product: UBX domain protein 1
Exons: 10
Coding region: 225-1130 (301 amino acids)
Molecular function (GO): protein binding
Source: RefSeq, a predicted model, not a curated record